Molecule: messenger RNA, 3313 nt
Organism: Monomorium pharaonis (pharaoh ant)
Lineage: Eukaryota; Metazoa; Arthropoda; Insecta; Hymenoptera; Formicidae
Gene: Rnf11
Product: RING finger protein 11
Exons: 2
Coding region: 1094-1615 (173 amino acids)
Source: RefSeq, a predicted model, not a curated record
AUCAUUUUUAUUCAUAAUAUAUUUUACACAAUUUACAUAUAUCUUAUGAUUAACGUGUAUUUUAAUGUUAUAUGUAUAUGAAUCAGACGAUGACGCGUUGCAGGAGUUUUUGAUCGUGUUCCUUUGUUUUUCUUUUUCCGCUCUAUGCGCCGCAUCGUCCGUACACUACUGUCCGUCCUGAGAACGUCGGCCGUGUUCUCGAAAGUGCCUUCUCACGGGGCAUGACGCGUUCUAGCGUUCUGAUGUGAUUUAGGGAUAUCAUCAGGUGAGAUGCGCCCGUCAAUACGCGGCAUCAUCAUCGAGGGAUCUCCGCUCGACGUGGGGAUUCAACAUGGCACUCGCUCUUCUCCGUUGUACAGCAUUUAAUCAUUCGAGAAACGGAAGCGACGUGAACGCGCUAGACAGUGAUCGAAUAGAGGGAGGAAAGUGGGAGAGGAAUCACUGAGAAGUCAAUCGAUUUGCGCACCGAGAUAAAAUCGGGAGAAAUCGGUCGAGCUUUCGAAAUCCACGGACUUCCGCUCUGCCAUUAUGCGCGAAGACGAGUGAUCUGCCGUGCUCCGCGCGCAUCAUGGCGACGCUCAGCUGGUGAGUGACUCGGCUGCUGCUGCUGGUACGGGCAAGGGGCAGUGAGGGGUAUGUGACGGUCGCGUUUGGACGGCUACUGCGACGGCAUCUCGUUCAACCUCGUAUCUCGAUCGCGUUGGCCGAGAGAGAAAGAAAGAGAGAGAGCGUCGCCCGUUGACAUUGUGGAUGUUGCGCCGCGGAGAGCGGCGGUCCAGGUGAAAUGGCAAGGAGCACGGUCAUCGUGCGUGCGUCGAACGUCGUCGCUGUCGCGCUGUCGCCGUCGCCGUCGCCGUCGUUGCGUCUGCACGGAGCAGGGAGCCAGUAAGCACGUAACGGGGAAACGGGAUCGCGAUCGGAGUAAACGCGCGAAUGCGACGAGCGAGCGAUCAGCAGAGCUGACAGUUCGCCGCCAGUGAAGGAGAUAGUGAUAGAGAUAGAGAGAAAGAGAGAGAGAGAGGGAGGGAGAAAGAGAGAAAAAGAAAGAGAGUGAGACAAAGAGAAAGAAAGAGAAAGAGAUAGAGAGAGAACCAUGGGCAACUGCCUGAAACGCACUGGUGGCAAUCAACAGGACAACACCACCCUUUUGAGCAACAAUCCCGAGCCCGUAUCCACGAGCGGAUCCACGCAGGAGGGCCUUGGACCGUCGAUCCCCUACAACGUAAUUCACCAAACGUCUUAUUAUCCGUCGAUCGCCACGAGAGAACGUCACUUGCAGUCCACCAACUUGAACAUUGGCCGUGGAAUCGGAGUCAAUCUGGUCCAGAGCAGCGGCUCGGCUGGUUUAAGCGAGGAGGAACAACAAAUGAGGAUCGCAAAGCGCAUAGGACUGAUACAGCACUUGCCCAUGCGAGAAUACGAUGGUGCGAAGAAGGGCGAGUGCGUGAUAUGCAUGAUGGAGCUGCAGGUGGGCGAGGAAGUGCGUUAUCUGCCCUGCAUGCACACCUACCACGCGAUCUGCAUCGACGACUGGUUGCUGCGCUCGUUGACCUGUCCGUCAUGCAUGGAGCCGGUGGACGCGGCGCUAAUUAGCUCAUAUCAUCCGACUACUUAAUACCAGAAUAACGGGAGUUUCAUCGGUUUAACUCAACGGCGAAUAGGAAUUAAAUUACCAGGCUAAACGUGAACCGCAACCGAAGAGCGAGAGCGAGAGAGAAAGAGAGAGAGAGAGAGAAUGAGUGAGUGAAAGUGAGAGCGAGAGAAAGAGAAAGAGGGCGUCGCUACUUUUGCUAUAGAGCGUAUAAAGGUUUCUGGAUAGUAGAGAAAUCGCGUGUUAAUGGUCUGAUGUAUUUCGCCGUUAUAUAUAUAUAUAUAUGAUAUAUACUUGCGCGCGCGUGCUGUUUAAUAUAAUAAUCUCUACCAUAUACAAAGAACACACUCUCCCCCGUUAAAUUUGCAAGUAUUUUUUUUCUUUUUAGAUUGUUAUCUUCUAAGGAGGAUAACGAGGAGACUUGAAUUUUAAUUAAAUCCUAGUAAACAUCACAAUCCCAAAAUCUUUUUCCGUAGUAAGUUUUAAUUGCUUGUACAUUGAUUUCUUUCGUUAGAGAAGAAAUUUGAAGAUGCGGUUUAAUGUAAGAGUGCAAUAAAGCGUUGAGUAAGCCUCAUGUGCACCGAUAGGUAUAUAUAGUCGAAACAAUAAGUAUAUAUGUAUAUGCGUAGUAGGUAACGAGAUAAUAAGUGCGACAUGUGCGGAAAUUAUUAUGUCCUUUGUUUUUCUCGUGCAUCUUUGUGUAACACAUCUUCGUGUACGUUCUUUUUACGCGUGAAUGUUUGACGAACCGAUACAAAUAGCGUUUUCUUCUUUGCUCUUGCAUAAUCGUUUUAAUCACCUCCUCGAGUCCGAAUAUAACGUACCUAUUCUCGAGUAAAGUAAAUUAGUCGAUAAUUUCAUGCUUAAGAGAUAGAAUUUGUGAUUCUCGGAUGUCGAUUACACGCGUGCGCGAACCGGUGGUUUUUUUCUUUGUCCAAGAUUGCGCGGAUUGUAGUUUGCUAUAUUUUUGUGGCGAAAGAAAAGACUGUCCCUAUAACUCAUACAAUUUUAAUUUUUCUUGAUACCUCGCGCAAGUGUCGUUGCGUAAACCGCUUGUACCGCUUCUGACGCGACGCAAACAUUGAACAUUUUUCAUUUAAACAAUGUGUACAGAGAACGGUUUAUUGUGUGGACGAUAUUAGCGGUUUAUUAUACCGAUAGUGCAAGAAUAUGUAUAGCAACGAAUAAAAAGAGCAAACACAACGGUAAACAUAAAGAUGAAUGUGUGUGUUUGUGAGAGAGAGAGAAAGAGAGAGUGAGAGAAAAAUAAAAUGCGAUAAAUGAUCCACAUUGUUGAACACUACACACUAAUUAAUGGGCUACGUAACUUAGAUUCUGUUGUUAAUUUAGUGAAGCUUGUUGAACUAACUCUUGCUGCGGUUACAGUAAAGCAGUGGACAUUUACCGUUCCGCUUUUAAGUAAAACUUUACAGAGGUAUGUACAGGUCUCGCGUAGUUUCGUAUAUAUCGGUGUAUAAUAUGCGAUAAAUAGUUUUUACCGAUUUGGAGCAAAGCAAAUUGAAUCGAACAGAGAAAGAGAAGAGAAGAACGCAAUUAAACGUUUAAUUCAUAUAAAAAGAGGGUGAAAAACUUAAUAAUACGGUACCACUAAGUUUUCGUUUUAAAUGGGAAAAUGAUGCUGUGAAAUAGUGAUUUAUUGACGAAGUACAGAGGUAUAUAAAUAAUGAUUUAAUACGCAAAUAUAAAUAUUUAAUAAGAAAA